AUGGCGAAUCAGGCAGGGGUUAAGAAAACCCAGGACAACACUGCUGAUCUUGGAGGAGACUUCCAGACGGUUCUGAGGAGAAUCUGUAACCAUCUGACUUCUCAAGACGCGCGGCAGCUGAAGAUUCUUCUCAAGGAAGAUCCCAUCAUUACAAGAUGGUUCCCCGGUGACCUCAGUCUUGAGUCGCCCUCAGAGCUCAUCCUCAAACUCCAGAUGAACAGGAUCGUCACUGAGGAUAAUCCUCUGUUCCUGACGUCACUGCUGUGGCGUCUGCGCAGAGACGACCUUAUCACACUGCUAUUGCAACACUCGGAGAAGAUCUCAGAUCAGAUCCACUGCGCACUUCCGUCUGAAAAACCAGCUAAAGGGUUCCAUCAGCUGGAUCUGAUUCUACGAGCAAGCUUGAAGGAUAUCAGUAGAACAACGAUGGAAGUGUUCCGUAGCCACCUAGCGAGAGCUGUUGGAAUUCCACCUGAAUACGCAUUUCUGGACGGCAUACGUCCUGACUUUGAAAACAGAACUAUCAUGACGAUUCAGAUCCCGGCUUCUUGUACAGAGCGCGCUGCUUCCGUACUUAGAAACGACGCGGUUCGCCGAGAGUUGAUGACCAAUGGCGUUGAGGCCAUCAGGCUUUCAAGAGAAAAUGAGAUUCGACUCACAGUUGAAGGCAAAGAGGAGCAGCCGUCAACUGCUGGAAACCCUUCAGCGCUGGGUAGCAAUAAAUGCUGCGCAGAUGUGAAGAAAGAGCUGAUCUCACAGCUCGAGGCAACUGCUGUGAUACGCCAGGAGGUUGAAAAGCUUCGCCUGGAAAAUUCUAAGUUGCAAAACUAUCACGACGCGAGUCUUGCGCGGGAAUCGAACCUGAGAAAAAUGCUCCAAGACAGACUGGCGAAAUCUGAGGAGGAUGCAGAAGCAAUGAAAAUGCUGACCAAAAAGAUGGAGGACACUCUGGCGAAGAAAGAGCGCUUGGAAUCAGAAAUUGCUGAAUUAAGGAAAUGA
Messenger RNA from Branchiostoma belcheri (Belcher's lancelet), 999 nucleotides. RefSeq lists its product as uncharacterized. Gene Ontology annotation, biological process: regulation of apoptotic process. Bases 1 to 999 code for a protein of 332 amino acids. The transcript has 2 exons. NCBI's taxonomy places the organism in Eukaryota, Metazoa, Chordata, Leptocardii, Amphioxiformes, Branchiostomatidae. The record is from RefSeq and is a predicted model, not a curated record. Gene Ontology annotation, molecular function: protein binding.